Molecule: messenger RNA, 1253 nt
Organism: Colossoma macropomum (tambaqui)
Lineage: Eukaryota; Metazoa; Chordata; Actinopteri; Characiformes; Serrasalmidae
Gene: marchf5l
Product: membrane-associated ring finger (C3HC4) 5, like
Exons: 8
Coding region: 173-1039 (288 amino acids)
Molecular function (GO): zinc ion binding
Source: RefSeq, a predicted model, not a curated record
GCCAACAUGGAAAUAACACUAACAGCUGUUAAAGCGGAAGUGGCUGUGGCUCAGUAAACAUCGACUUACAAACUCAUAACUCUCAUAAAUCUGUCUUGUCGAGGUAAGAUAAUAAAGCAGCUGCUCUACAAGACCGAUGAUCAAACAGCCUGAUGACCUGACGUGAUCGAUCAUGGCCUCUACAGAUGAACCUCCUGAAAGGCACUGCUGGGUGUGUUUUGCGACGGAGCGAGAAGACCGUGUGGCCGAGUGGGUCAGUCCAUGCCGCUGUAAAGGCUGCACCAAGUGGAUCCACCAGGCCUGUCUGCAGCGCUGGCUGGACGAGAAACAGAAAGGCAACAGCGGCGGAGCGGUCAGCUGCCCACAGUGUGGCACCGAGUACCGUAUAGUCUUCCCCAAAAUGGGUCCUCUGGUGUAUUUCCUGCAGCAGGUGGAUCGAGUUCUGUCCCGGGUCAGUCCGUUUGCUGCUGCCGGCGUGGUGGUGGGCACAGUGUACUGGUCAGCGGUCACCUACGGAGCUGUCACUGUCAUGCAGGUGGUGGGUCAUAAGAAGGGUUUGGAUGUUAUGGAGCGUGCAGACCCCCUCUUCCUUCUGAUGGGUUUACCCACAAUCCCUGUAAUGCUGGUGCUGGGGAAGAUGAUUCGGUGGGAAGAUUACGCCGUGCGACUGUGGCAGCGCCAUUCUGCCAAACUGCAGAUGCUGAGCAGCAUCGUUCCAGGUAUUGGUCGGCCCCUCCCCCGUGUUCCAGCUGACGGUGGUUACAGUGGUGACCAUAUCUCUGUGUCCCGGACGCUGUGUGGAGCACUGGUGUUCCCCUCCAUUGCCAGCCUGGUGGGCCGGCUUCUCUUUCGGAGGGUUCCCUCCAGCCUGCAGCGCACUGUUCUGGGUGGAAUUGCAUUUGUGGUGAUUAAAGGAGCACUAAAAGUUUAUUUUAAGCAGCAGCAGUUCCUCAUUCAGGCCAACCGGCGCAUCCUUAACUACCCCGAGAGGGACGGACAGGGCGACUUGGCGGAGGAGGAGGAGGGUGGAAACGAGUGAUGAAGAAGACAGUCUAGACGAGUGACAAGGCCCAGAGCGCCCCACUCCACUGAACUUCCGUUCUGUACAAGACUUCAAAAUUCAGAACCUAAUUAGUCAGAACCAAUGUUUUGCACAGUUAAUGAAUAGUUUUGAGGUCUUGAUCACGAUCAUGAAUUGUAGAUGUUAUUUUAUUUCAGAUAUUGCUUUAUUAAAAUGUGAUUAUCUACAUUUG